Messenger RNA from Plutella xylostella (diamondback moth), 488 nucleotides. The record is from RefSeq and is a predicted model, not a curated record. NCBI's taxonomy places the organism in Eukaryota, Metazoa, Arthropoda, Insecta, Lepidoptera, Plutellidae.
UUUGGAUGUGAAAAUAUGCUAAUUCAUUCAAUAUCAGGACUGUUAUUAAGUUUAAAAGUUAUAAAUAACCUAGUUAAGGUGUGCAUAGCGUGCCUGCUGCUGGUGGCAGACCUGUCGUGCCAGAUGGUGGCGGAGACCACGUCCUCCGAGGUCGAGGCGCAGGACAGCGAGCAGACCACCACGGAGAGCGGUAUGCCAACGGCAAGCAGCAGUACUACAGGGGAGUCAAAUAAUUGCACGACAGCACGUGCGGUGGCCGGUGCGUGCGUGCAGAGAGCAUCCUGUGAAUACAGCACGUUCGCUAUAGACUUCACUUUGUACGAGCCACACGGCUAUGUGAGACCAUGCCAGCCGGGGUUCACCUGCUGCCCGCUGCAGUACAUCAGCGAGGCCAAGGAUCCGGCUCCGAGCCAGGAAGUCAACUUCGAUGAAGACUAGUCUAAGGGCGUAUAUAGAGACCCCCUUGUUCAUAGAAAAGUUUUAGAACA